GUGACUUUCAUCAACCGAUGAUUAUUUUCAACCAACCAUAAAGAUAUUGGCACUCUUUACCUAAUUUUUGGCACAUGAGCAGGUAUAGUCGGCACAGCACUUAGCCUGCUAAUCCGUGCAGAACUGGGACAACCUGGGACACUCCUAGGAGACGACCAAAUCUAUAACGUAAUCGUCACAGCCCAUGCCUUCGUUAUAAUCUUCUUUAUAGUUAUACCUAUCAUGAUCGGAGGCUUCGGUAACUGACUUGUACCACUUAUAAUUGGUGCCCCAGACAUGGCAUUCCCACGUAUAAAUAAUAUAAGCUUCUGACUCCUUCCACCUUCCUUUCUUCUUCUGCUAGCCUCUUCUACCGUAGAAGCUGGAGCUGGCACUGGAUGAACUGUCUACCCACCUUUAGCUAGCAACCUUGCCCACGCUGGUGCAUCAGUAGACCUAACUAUUUUUUCCCUCCACCUAGCAGGUGUAUCCUCCAUCCUAGGAGCAAUCAACUUUAUUACUACUAUUAUUAACAUAAAACCCCCAGCACUGUCACAAUACCAAACACCCCUAUUUGUUUGAUCCGUUCUCAUUACCGCUAUCCUCCUAUUACUCUCUCUACCAGUCCUUGCCGCCGGAAUUACAAUACUUCUUACUGACCGCAACCUUAACACUACAUUCUUUGACCCCGCAGGAGGAGGAGACCCAAUCCUAUAUCAACACCUAUUUUGAUUUUUUGGCCACCCCGAAGUUUAUAUCCUCAUUCUUCCAGGUUUCGGAAUAAUCUCCCACGUGGUAGCAUAUUAUGCAGGAAAGAAAGAGCCCUUCGGAUAUAUAGGAAUAGUCUGAGCAAUACUAUCAAUUGGAUUCUUAGGCUUCAUCGUAUGAGCCCACCACAUAUUCACAGUCGGAAUGGAUGUGGACACCCGAGCUUACUUCACAUCAGCCACCAUAAUUAUUGCUAUCCCAACUGGCAUUAAAGUCUUCAGCUGAUUGGCAACCUUGCACGGAGGAACAAUUAAAUGAGACCCACCUAUGCUAUGGGCCUUAGGAUUUAUCUUCCUAUUCACUAUUGGAGGUCUUACGGGAAUUGUCCUCGCCAAUUCAUCCCUCGACAUUGCCCUCCACGACACCUACUACGUAGUUGCCCACUUCCACUAUGUCCUCUCAAUAGGAGCAGUUUUCGCCAUUUUAGCAGGCUUCACCCACUGAUUCCCUCUUUUCACAGGCUUCACCCUCCAUCCUUCAUGAACUAAAGCCCACUUCGGAGUGAUAUUUACAGGAGUAAACUUAACCUUCUUCCCACAACACUUCUUAGGUUUAGCUGGUAUACCCCGACGAUACUCGGACUAUCCAGAUGCCUAUACCCUAUGAAAUACAUUAUCCUCAAUCGGCUCUUUAAUCUCAAUAACAGCCGUAAUCAUACUCAUGUUCAUCGUCUGAGAAGCCUUCUCAGCAAAACGAAAAGUACUACACCCUGAACUAACCUCUACCAACAUUGAAUGAAUCCACGGAUGUCCACCCCCAUACCACACUUUCGAAGAACCGGCCUUCGUCCAAGUACAAGAAAGG
Molecule: messenger RNA, 1551 nt
Organism: Meleagris gallopavo (turkey)
Lineage: Eukaryota; Metazoa; Chordata; Aves; Galliformes; Phasianidae
Source: the annotation of a RefSeq genome assembly